CAAAACUAAACACCAACAAAAGACCGUCUACGAGACCCGUGAAGCCAGGAAAACUAAAGGAACAAUCAUCGCAGCCUAUCGAUUCAUUAACCAUCAAGUCCGCCUUUUCAAAUCACCCCGCAACGGUCCUGAUCGCUCCAAGAACACCGUCGCAAUGUUCAUGCUAUCAACCCUCUCCGACGUGAUCCCAAUCCAGCCAAAACACUUCAACCGCCCAACACACGUAACUCUCGAAGACGCCAUAAACGCUAAAUACGCCAACCGCGUCCUCCAAUCCAUCGGUCUCUGCAUAGCCUUACACUCCAUCCUCUCCUCAGCCGACGGCACAAUCAAGUAUGGGGAUGGAAAUAGUUAUGUCCAGGUUGAGUUCAAUUUGAUUGUGUGGAGGCCGUUUAGGGGCGAGGUGUUGGUGGGCAGGAUCAAGGGGGUUGGAGCGGAGGGGAUUAAGGUGUCCCUAGGGUUCUUCGAAGACAUCUUCAUUCCGGCCUCAGAACUCUUCGAAGGAACGGAGUUUGACGCGACACAAGGAGGGUGGAUAUGGCAUCAAGAAGACAUUGACCUUUUUCUGGAUGUGGACGAUACCAUCCGAUUUCGGGUAGAGGAUGAGGUGUUUACGGAUAAGAGGCCGAUGACUGGAAGGGCGGCGGAGGAGGGUGCCGAGCUUCUUGAAGAUGGAAUUCCGCCAUAUCAGGUUAUUGGGAGUUGUUCGAGGGAAGGAUUAGGGAAUGUGAAGUGGUGGGAGUAGGCUGCUGUGAUUGGGUAAUGUGGGGAUAUCGAUCGCUAUUUAGGGGGGGCACGGCAUCGGAAGACCGAGACGAAGGACUACCGGCGUUCGCGAAUGCCGCACAUUUGGAAAUGCAGAUACCCGUGCGGAAGUGAAGGUUGAUACAAUGUCGUUUCGCACCAGAUAUAGAAAGCGAUCCGGUGUGUCGAAUGCGAAGAGAGCGGACAAGGCAAAGCCCCUUUAUGAGGUAACCAAACAUAACAUAUUACGAAACCACUAGAACUCCAAAAUUUUGACGUACACCGUUCCCAUUCAUUUCACUUCGUCCUAUCUAUACACCU
Molecule: messenger RNA, 1065 nt
Organism: Saitoella complicata NRRL Y-17804
Lineage: Eukaryota; Fungi; Ascomycota; Saitoellomycetes; Saitoellales; Saitoellaceae
Exons: 1
Coding region: 155-745 (196 amino acids)
Biological process (GO): DNA-templated transcription; transcription initiation at RNA polymerase III promoter
Cellular component (GO): RNA polymerase III complex
Molecular function (GO): DNA-directed RNA polymerase activity; DNA binding
Source: RefSeq, a predicted model, not a curated record